Jatropha curcas is the source of this 1982-nucleotide messenger RNA. The record is from RefSeq and is a predicted model, not a curated record. NCBI's taxonomy places the organism in Eukaryota, Viridiplantae, Streptophyta, Magnoliopsida, Malpighiales, Euphorbiaceae.
AACUGCCGCCGGUAUCCAAGAAAUUAAUUGCCGGCGAUCAUAAGCUGUUCUGCAUAAGUUUCUCUUGAAGCGGGUGUGUCGUCCUCGUGGAAAUAGCAAAUGGAAGUCCAAAGAGGAGGAUUAGAAGAAGAAGCAACGACGAUUACUCUUUUGAUACGACAUCUUCCUGAAGCUAUUCCCUAUGAAACACUCUCCAGGCUCUUCUCUCACUACGGCUCUAGCUCUUUUCGUCCUUGCUCCGCCGGAAGACUGAGGAACUGUGCAUUUGUGGAUUUCAAGAAUGAAGCUUUGGCUUAUCAAGCACAACGACAGUUAAAUGGGUUGAGGUUUCUUGGUAAGGUCUUAGCAGUGGAGAAAGCUAAUAAGCCAAAUAAGGAUAAUAAAAAUAACCAAAGUGAAACUCAGUUGGGGAAGGAUCAUACAGCACCAACUUCUGUGAAAAAGAACGCUUCUGUAACAGGAGAUUUUGCCGAUGGUUCCAAGUCCACGCCUGCUACUGAGCCUAUUGCUCCAAGGCUUGGUGUAGAUUAUCCAUUUCCUCCUUACCUGGAGUAUGCUUAUCCUCCUCCAGAUGGAAAUAUUUUGACCAACAUUGUUAAUGCUCUUAUUGCUGUUCCUCGGUUUUAUACACAGGUGUUGCAUUUGAUGAACAAAAUGAACAUUCCAGCUCCAUUUCGGAUGGCUCUUCCCACUCCACCACUACCACCUUCGGCACCAGCACCUUCACCCCCACCCCCACCACCACCGACUACUGUUGCUGAAAAGCCUCAUUUGGCAGAUUUAUCCAGCAGUGAAUCCGAGAUUGAGUCUUCAGAUGAAGAGGUUGACGACAAAGCCUCCUCUCUUGGAACUUCAAGAGCAGUUAAAUCAGGGCGAAAGCGCGUCAGACGAGAAGCAAUUGUAGGUCCUGCAGUGGAUAAAGAUGUUGCUCAUGAGGCUGUUGGAGUGAAACCUUCUGCCCUGGUCCCGAAAGAAAUCCCUGUUAUAAAAAAGAAGAACCCUGUGUUGCAGAUUAAAAUUGCUCCAAAAGUAACUCAGAAUGAACAAAAGGAUGAUAGUAUCGUGAAAGAAUCCGAGAAGCCAGACAAAGAAGGAUUGGAUCAUAAAAAUUAUGCAACUCCGGAAGAAUUAGAGAGCAACAAGCUGGCUCCAGAGGAAAUUCUAUCACUUCCAAAGUUUAAGAACUAUACAGUUGGGAGUCCUGCAUCUGUGUUGUACAUAAAGAAUUUGAGCAAGGACGUGGUUGCUGAUGACUUCUUCUACAUAUUUGGGUCAUUAUUUGGAAGCAUUAAUGCAGCUAAAGUUGGCCUCAAUGUGAAGUUAAUGCAGGAGGGAAGAAUGAGGGGUCAAGCUUUUGUGACAUUUCCAUCAGUUGAACUUGCCCAUCAAGCUCUGAAUUUAGUGAAUGGAUAUGUCUUUAAAGGCAAGCCAAUGAUCAUACAGUUUGGCCGGAAUCCUUCAGCUGGCAAGGCAAAUUAGGUGAGAUUUACCAUGAUAGAGGGAGCUGCUUACGCCAUUACAUCUAAUGGUUUUUUCCUCAAAGAUUGGUUCUGCAUAUUCUAAAGGAAGCUGGAGUUAAGUCUCAGACUGAGAUCAUUAAUGAUGCAAGGACACAACUAACUUUUUGCCAUGGGAACCACUUGAUUUCUAUGGACCUUAUAGAGAGGCUCUGUGGUGGCAAGCCUUCCACCGAUUAUUGAUAAAACUGCCAGCCACAGGAGGAGUAAAGAUGGAACAAUGUGCUCUAGAAAAAAAGAAAAAGGGAAAGAGAGGAAGGAAUGGUCCAGCGCUCAGCUUAAAUUCUUCCGUUUACUUGUUUCUUUCUUUUAUCUUUAGCCCGGAAAUUUUGGUCAUUGAGAGAUAUCCAAACAGUGACUGAAGGUAUUCUUGUACAUAUAUAGUACAAUAAUUUAUACUUGUAAAAAUUUUUAUGUUUUGAUUUCACAUAUUAUGAAAUAAUUAUUCGACUAUUUAGCAGCUAA